Molecule: messenger RNA, 1130 nt
Organism: Closterium sp. NIES-67
Lineage: Eukaryota; Viridiplantae; Streptophyta; Zygnematophyceae; Desmidiales; Closteriaceae
Source: the annotation of a GenBank genome assembly
GAUUCGGACAGCCAAACUUCAACUCGGCCAAACUUCAGAACGCUAUCUCAGUCACCAGUUCAGCCCGAAAAUUUACUCGCCUGAAUCCAUAAGUCUGAGGGCUACCCACAGUCAUGUGAGCUUCCAGCAAGUCGCCUUUCCAUUUCUUAUCUGUUUCCGUUCUCAGUCCCAUUUUUCGUCCGCGCGUUUAUCUCCUUCCACCGGCGUUAUGGCGACCGUCGCUGCACCCUCCGCCAGCCUUCGCUGCUCGCUGCUGUCCUCCCAGGGCAAGGCCGUCUCGGGCCGGCAGCUCGCUGUCGUUUCUGCCAGGCCGGCAGCAGCAUUCUCAAAGAAGGCGGCGCUUGUCGCGAGGGCCUCGUCCGAGGACAAGCCGUCACUGGCGGCGUCCAUCGCAACGGCUGCAGCCACCGCCAUCUGCGGCGCCUGUGUCGCUGUUUCGCUCGCUGCCGCUGCUCCAGCCCUCGCUGCUCCCCCUGCCGGUCAGGUCCGCCUGCCCCCUCUCUCCAGCGACCCGAACCGCUGUGAGCGUGCGUUCGUGGGCAACACGAUCGGGCAGGCGAACGGGGUGUCGGACAAGGUGCUGGAUCUGAGGCAGUGCGACUUCUCGGGCGACAAGGAGAACCUCAAGGGCAAGACGCUGUCGUCCGCGCUCAUGUCCGGGGCGAACUUUGACAACGCGGACCUCACUGAGGUGGUCAUGAGCAAGGCGUACGCCGUGGGGGCCAGCUUCCGGGGUGCAGAUUUCACCAACUCUGUGUUGGAUCGAGUCCUUUUCAACGAAGCCGAUCUGACCGGCGCGUCGUUCAGAAACGCGGUGCUGUCAGCAUCCACAUUCAACGACGCCAACCUCACCGAUACGAUCUUUGAAGACGCUCUUAUCGGAUACGUCGAUGUGCAGAAGCUCUGCCGCAACACCACGCUCGGCGAAUUCACUCGCCUCGAGCUUGGAUGCAAGUAGUGUAUACUGUGUAUACAGGUAUUCAUAAGCCACUCUGUUUGGUUUGGAUAACUAGAUGUGCUAAGUGUUAUUAAUUAAUCAGAGUAAUACAGUGGCGGAAUAAAUUGUCCACAUGUUCAGCCUUUUUUGGCAUUUUGAUGAGUGCAGCGAUGUAAACAUUAAGCCUUAACGU